Messenger RNA from Trematosphaeria pertusa, 582 nucleotides. RefSeq lists its product as uncharacterized. The record is from RefSeq and is a predicted model, not a curated record. The coding region runs from base 1 to 582 and encodes 193 amino acids. Lineage: Eukaryota; Fungi; Ascomycota; Dothideomycetes; Pleosporales; Trematosphaeriaceae. The transcript is spliced from 2 exons.
AUGGAUGAUCCGCGCAUUCUGCGCGUCGCCCAGAUAGUGGGCAUCACAGCACCAGCCAUCUACAGCAGCUUCACAUUCGCAUACAGCUACGCUGUCGUGCCGCCCCUGGUGGCCCACGCGCCCGAAAAGUUGCUGGCGAAGCAAUGGCUGCAAGCCUAUCAGUACGCCUCGACCUACGUGCCCCCGCUCAUCCUCUCCGGUACCAUCUGCAACGCGCUUCUCGCAUACUCUUCCCCUACUCUUGGCCUCAAACUGUUAUAUGGCUCGGCCGCGGCGCUUGUCUGGGUCAUCAUACCCGUCACGCUCUUCUAUUUUGAGCCAAACGUCAACGGGUCGGGGAAGUGGAAGGCGCAGAAGCUGUUGCAGGAGGACGGCUAUUACAUGCGAGAGCAGAAGGGACGUUUCCCCUCGCCCGAGGUCCAUACGGCAACGCCCGAGGCAAGACGCUGGGCGGAGGCUGUGGCAAUGAGAGACAUCGUGAAGAAAUGGGCGCGAUUGAAUGCGGGGAGGUUCGUCGUUACAGCAAUUGCCAUGCUUUUGAGCGCGACCGCUACAUGCACCUGGGGAACUGGUCUGCCCUGA